Molecule: messenger RNA, 708 nt
Organism: Megalopta genalis
Lineage: Eukaryota; Metazoa; Arthropoda; Insecta; Hymenoptera; Halictidae
Source: RefSeq, a predicted model, not a curated record
AUGGAUGAUGCCAAUCUGCUUGUUAAAGAGCUUAGAAUAGAUUGGGAAACAUUACUAACUGAAAAUUUCAAUCCAUUAAAGCAGUCUUUAGAGAAUAAGAAAAGUAAUUACAAGCAAUCUAAUUACAGAAAUACUUAUCACAAAGUACAAAAAGUUAUAGAUAAAAUAAUCGAGAUAAGUUAUAAAGGAUUUAGUGAUUCUGUGAUAUCAUACAUGGAGAGUUAUAACUAUACGGUGAAGUGCUUAGAAAAUAUAUAUAUUGAUAAUAUAAAUACCACAUUAGAUAUACUAACCAAUAUAAGUGUUAAUGAUAAAGAAUUAAGCGAGAAUUAUGAAUCUACUGCAUAUUUUCGACGUAAAAAUGAAAUAUGUGGAAUUCUAGCAAAUAUUGUGGGAUUGUAUGAAAAAUAUCUUGAACAUGUAACCAAUAAAAUGUAUAUUGAAGCGUGUAGUUUUGCACGCGACAUUUUUGAUUCUAUAAAAAGUAACGAGCUUGACAUUAUCACAGGUGUUAAAUAUUUCUUAAACGACGAGCUUUCUGAAUCUGUAAGGCUUAAAGAUCAAGGAAAAGAAAAUAUGUUGACAUUUGUAGAUAAGCUUAUGUUAUUGGAUGAAGUUCUUAGCGAGCUGUGCUCUCAUGGAAGUUUAAAUAAUGCAAUAAAGUUUUUUGAAAAGAGAGUAGACGACAUAGAUCUACAAAAGCAAUAA